CCAGCCACGGCACCACGCGACCUUGCCACCCCAUCUGUGUCUUGAGACGUCUUGCUUUCACCACUCACAGCCCAACGAGCACCACACCAGAGCACCCCAGACCCGAGCAGCGCGGCAACUACUCCCCUCUGGGCCACCCACUGUCAGCUGAGCCACCAUCUCCGACCCACCACGACACACAGCGAACACCAUGAGACGAUAGAGAGAUAAGACAGAGAGCAGGAACCAUGGACUUUACGAUCUCCCUCGCACACUUUUGCGAGACCCACGGUCCGACAUCCAUCAUCUGCACCCAGGCCUCGACCUCGCCCUGCGGCUCCUGCAACCCAUGCGUCACGCCGCCCUCCGAAGAGCCGCACGCGGCCUACUCCUACAACGGCCUGUACGAUCAGCCCACAACCCUCAAGCUUAACCCGCGCCUGCCACAGCUCACCUCGCCCUUCGACUCCCCGCCCAACAGCCCGCGCUCCCCCACGCACAACCCCUACUUCCCAAGCUUGCCCUCUUCCUCUGCCGGUAGUUUCGGCGGAAGGAGACCUAGCAGCACCAUCGACUCCGACUCGGACGCGUGUGAGAACUGCCAGAUGGUAGUGCCCCAGAAGUACAGCGACAAGAUCCCCAACGGCGCCCCUGGCAGUCCCACCAAGGACGGACGAGGAAGGAACGGUAGUCCUGUACUGCGUAGCUCCCAGAACUACCCAGUGCGACGACCCAUCUCCCGUGACGAUGUCAGUAGCACUGAUUCCUCCGAUGUCUCCGAUACAGAGCAGUCGACUUCUUUCCAGAGCGGCGCAUCAAGCUCCUUCCCAGACUCCAUACCUCCCUCGCCAAUGCUCGUGUCGAGGGGCAUACACACCCACACACUGAACUACAUCUCCACCAGUCAGCCGCAGUCGCCCAGCACCUACUCGCUCCUGCGCCGCACCUGCAUUCGUACCUUGUCUACCGAAGUCCUUCCUCUCAGUAAGCCUUCGGGCCCCAUCAUGUUUGGAGAUUCGGUUGCCGGCUACACCAUUGCCUACGUCUUCCGUCUGCAGGACCCGCGUUCGCGAGGAGCUAAGCGCACCUACGCCUUUAUUGCCAUGGCUGGUCGCGACUACCGGAGAGCCACCAAGGCCAUGGUCAAGAUCAUCGAGGCAUUCGAAGGUAUCGCCAACCGCAUCAUCUCCCUGGCCGACAGAGUCCUUGAGCGCGAAAGCGCAGCAUCGCACAGUCUUUCACGUCCGACCACAGCAAUCUCCGGCAGCACGCCUCCCCUUGGAACUUCCGCCUCUUCAAUGCCUCCAAACUUUUCCUCGGGCCACAAGGAACGAACCUUUUCCACGGCAAGCACACCCAACUUCCGCAACAUCACACCCGUCUCCUCCUUCCUGUCUGCGAAGAAGGUCGACCCGGAUGGCUUUCCUCGUGUCUCUCGCGAUGUGAUGAAGGCAAAGAGUCUCGUCGAGAUCGUUGGCCAGGAGAAUUUCUUCGUGGACCUUCAUGGCCUCUUCUGCCAUCUUCUGCACUCCCUCAUUAAGCAGUUCGGAUGAUCGCUUCUCUUCCGUUGCUUUGCUCCGCUGAUACGUUUUCUUUCCUCUUCUUUGCAUGUCUUAUUUGUCACUUUUUGUCGUGCGUUAUAGCGUCUUCGUUGUCCGUUACAUUGUGCGUUUGAGCACAGGCGUUGGGUCAGGUGCGAUUACUUCAAAGACGUUCUUGUCUAGCUUCGCCGCGUAGAGUCGUCGAAGCCGAAGUAGCUUUAUACCCUUUUCGAGAUACCCAGGCUUCUCUUACACAUUAGAGACGUGGACUCAACUUCACAACGGCGUUUUGGGGCGAAGAACUGGGGAUGAUGGUGAGGAUACCAUGUGAUGAUCGCGUUAAGACAUGAUCAUGAAAUCGAUGGCGUGAUGGCCGUGAUGAAU
Molecule: messenger RNA, 1904 nt
Organism: Alternaria alternata
Lineage: Eukaryota; Fungi; Ascomycota; Dothideomycetes; Pleosporales; Pleosporaceae
Exons: 2
Coding region: 228-1532 (434 amino acids)
Biological process (GO): positive regulation of TORC1 signaling; positive regulation of GTPase activity
Cellular component (GO): cytosol
Molecular function (GO): GTPase activator activity
Source: RefSeq, a predicted model, not a curated record